This is a messenger RNA of Trichoplusia ni (cabbage looper), 2333 nucleotides long. RefSeq names its product glucose dehydrogenase [FAD, quinone]-like. Gene Ontology annotation, molecular function: ecdysone oxidase activity; flavin adenine dinucleotide binding. The transcript has 4 exons. The record is from RefSeq and is a predicted model, not a curated record. Lineage: Eukaryota; Metazoa; Arthropoda; Insecta; Lepidoptera; Noctuidae. Bases 428 to 2275 code for a protein of 615 amino acids.
ACAUCUGCUGAACAUUCUAUUAAAAUUUUGCAUUGAGAAAAUAAGAGGUCAAUUCAAAUGUGACAAGCUAAGUCUGCGUUAUCGGUGUUGUAUUGUGCAUUUUCAAACUACGUUGCGGUUUACUUUCUCCAAAACCAAAAAAGGGCGAACUAGUGUCUUAUUUCUAUGCAACUAAUUAGUCAGCUAAAGUAACCUUGUAUGAAGAAAACACCAUUAAUUAAUGAAACUUCUCGAAAUAUUAAAAAUAAAAAAUAUGAAAUUAUUUUCCCUGUGUAAUUAAUACAUACGCACGGAGUGUAUUUUUAAUAUUGUUACGCAUAAAUCUGUAUUUCGAAUUUCAAUUGUAAUAACAAAGGGAAUAUUUUGAAAGGAGUAUAAAUAGCGCGGCCAAACUUUUUUUACUCAUUCUUCACCGACAGCUUUGGCAAUGGCGACUUGUUUUAGCAAUGCGCCUUGUUUGUUUCCAACAAACGGGGCGACACCGGCGGCAUACGCUGCAGCUUUGCAGUACUUCGCAGCGGCGCAGUGCAUUCUGACCCACGACCUGCUCCCAGAAGCCUCAGUUAAAAAUCGCGAUUCAUUUGACUUCAUAGUUGUUGGUGCAGGAUCUGCAGGAAGUGUUGUUGCUAAUCGUUUGAGCGAAAAUAAAAACUACAAUGUUCUGCUCAUAGAAGCAGGUGGCGAUGCUCCUCUUGAAUCUGAUAUUCCUGGCUUCGAAGUGUCCCUGUUUGGUACGGAAUAUGAUUGGUGUUACCGUACUGUCAACGAUGGUAAAACAAGUCAGGCUAUUAUAAACGGAACUGUAGGCUGGAACAAAGGAAAGAUGUUCGGAGGAAGUAGUAGCAUCAAUGCUAUGUACUAUGUGCGAGGAAAUGAUCAAGAUUAUCAAACCUGGUACGACCAAGGGAAUGAGGAGUGGAGCGUCGAUGACGUAAAUCGAUGCUUUAGAAAAGCAGAAAAUCUUCAAGAUGGAGAGCGAUUAAGUGAUCCUGAAAUCAGUGAGUUCUAUGGUCAUGACGGUCCUCUGAAUGUCAACAAAUUCAACAGCACUUUCAGUACAUAUUUGGCUAAGGUUAUGGAAGCGUGGGAAGAAAUCGGAUUUAGAAAUGUUCCCGAUUUAAAUAUGGAAAACGUCAAUACUUCUGGAUAUUUGCUGUCAACAGCAUCUGGUGGAGUUCGACAAAGUACAAGCAGAGCAUAUUUAAUGACAGCAGAAAAGCGAUCUAACUUAAAAAUCUUGAAACAUUCUUUAGUGACAAAAGUGUUAAUCAACAAAAAAACUAAAAGGGCAGAGGGUGUCGUAGUGGAGAAAAACAACCACAAAUAUAGAUUUUAUUCGAAACGAGAAGUCAUAGUUAGCGCUGGAUCAAUUGCUGCUCCUCAACUCCUUAUGUUGUCAGGUAUCGGCCCUGCAGAGCAUCUUAGAGAAAAGGGUAUAACUCCUAUUGUCGAUUCACCAAAUGUUGGACAAAAUCUUCAAGAUCACGUCGUAGCUCCUGUAUUUAUAUACGGUGAUGAACCAAAUGAGGCAACAUUACCCAACACGUAUCUUGAUUACAUGAACUACUUGGUUACACGAGGUGGUGCUUUAGCUCACAGUGACAUAGGUACAGAUGCUAGUGCAUUUUACUCAACUGUUGAAGGUGCUAAUUACCCAGACAGUCAAACUAUUUUGGUUAUGUAUCCUAAAAAUACUCCUGGAUUGAAAGAAGGUUUUAGUCGCACAUUCCGUUACAACGGUACUGUAAUGGAUUCCAUUGUGGAACUAAACAAAAAUUACGGUAUAUUCUUUUUCGGUUUUAAUCUUUUGCAUCCCCAUUCCAAAGGACAUAUUGCUCUUAAAACUAAGAACCCUCACGACGCUCCUCUUAUUUAUGCCAACUACUUGUCAGAUGAAAGAGAUGUAGAAACUGUUGUUAAAGCACUCAAAAUGUCAAGUAAAAUAGUAAAUACAGAAUACUUCAAAUCCAUCAAUGCGUUUUUGGGAAGAAUGGAUAUUCCUGCGUGCAAUGAGCUUGAGCUAGACAGUGAUGAAUAUUGGAGGUGCGUCAGUACUAACUUGGCGUCAACGUUGUGGCAUCCAGUCAGGACAUGUCAAAUGGGGUCUGACAUUAGUAACUCGGUGGUGGACAGUCGGUUAAGAGUUCAUGGUGUUAAAGAUUUACGUGUGGUUGACGCAAGUGUGAUACCCAGCACUACGAGUGGUAACACCAACGCUCCCACUAUCAUGAUUGGAGAGAGGGGUUCUGAGCUUAUAUUAGAAGACAAUGAGUAAACAAUCAAUAUGGGAAACUGAAUUAUUUAGAGCUAUAAUAAACGAAUGAUAUCAAAAA